Molecule: messenger RNA, 711 nt
Organism: Scaptodrosophila lebanonensis
Lineage: Eukaryota; Metazoa; Arthropoda; Insecta; Diptera; Drosophilidae
Product: glyceraldehyde-3-phosphate dehydrogenase GAPCP1, chloroplastic-like
Exons: 3
Coding region: 1-711 (236 amino acids)
Molecular function (GO): NAD binding; oxidoreductase activity, acting on the aldehyde or oxo group of donors, NAD or NADP as acceptor
Source: RefSeq, a predicted model, not a curated record
AUGUACAAAUUGGCAUUCUUUGUUGGUCUGUUCUGUGUUUUCGGGCAUUCCAUUAUGCCGGGCGCUGAAGCCAUAAUGGCACCACCGAGUCCUGUCUCGGGCUUGUUGGGCGCCUUUGUACAAUGUAUCGAUAGAGGACUGGAAGCUGCAUGUAGUCCUGUUGGCACCAUAAUUAAUUCCUCGGACGGCACCAAAUGCCAAGUGCUCAAUUCCUAUAACACCUUUGUUUUUCUAUCUUGCAUCCAAGAGGCGCUUUUUAGUCAACCACUGACUAUUGUGAGUGACGAAGAGUGUGCAUUGCUUAAUGGUGCAGCUCAGGAAAAUAGUCCGUUGCCUGCGAACGAAUUGAACAGAAAAAAAAGGGCAACACAACUACAACAAGAGCCAACAGCUUCCGGAACUAAAAUCGGUAUUAACGGAUUUGGUCGCAUCGGUCGCCUAGUUUUGCGUGCUGCCAUUGAAAGAGGCGACUCUGUGGUCGCUGUCAACGAUCCUUUCAUUGAUGUGAACUAUAUGGCUUACAUAUUGCAGUCCGAUUUCGACCAAGAAAAUAUCCUGGGUACCGUAUCCACUAAAGAUGGUUUCCUAAUUGUUAACGACCAACAGAUCAAGGUACUCAACAAAAUGAAUCCCAACAAAAACGACUGGGCCGCGACUGGUGCUGAAUACAUUGUAACGAUUACUGAGGUCCCCAAAAUAAACAUUGGAUAA